ACUAGUGCAUUGGACAGAAGAACCUUCAGCAGACAUCCCUUCUGCAGUACAAAGUGGAAGAUGGACAGAACAGCCACUGUAACCAUCCUCAUCCUCCUUCUGUGUGCCAUUGCUGCACAGGGUGUUCCGAUCCCAGGAGCACAAGGACGGUGCCAUUGCAUUCGGAUCAGCUUUGAUGUUAUUCGUCCGAAGUUCAUCCAGAGCUUGAAAUACAUUCCCAAAGGAUCCCACUGUGAGAGAGCAGAGAUAAUUGUCACCCUGAAAAAUGAGACGAAAGUGUGUGUGGAUCCUGAUGCCAGGUGGUUGCAGGCUCUCAUAAGAGCCAUGAAAGGAGGGAAAAAACACAAGUGAAAAAUCAGAAGCUGCAAAAUGAGGAAAUCUGUCCCACCUCUGGAUUAUCCGAUGGGGAAUGAUGGAAGCUCAGCUCUGGGUGUUGGCUCUGUGAUAUUACCAUCCAGUGGUUCAUUCCAGUGUCUCCUCUUCAUUGUCUUCGGAGAGUGAUCUUGGAGUUCCUCCCUGUCACAGGACAUUUUUUUACCUGGACUCACGACCUGUUUACAUUUGAGAAUGCCAUGUGAUAUUUAUAUUAAACAUUGUGCCAAAUCCAAAGUUUCUUUGGACAUCUGUGGUAAAUUUCGGACAUGUGAGAUGCGCAUCAAUUGUUAAGCCUUAAUGUUAAUUCUAAGAGUGGGAGAUGACGGUGAUGUGAGAGGAAUGUUAUUUAUUAAUUUCCAUGGCUAACUUAUUCAAGAUGAACUUGGUUGACAAGGGAAGGCAGUGACCUCUGGGAUAAAAUUCACAUGCUGUUCACGUCCCACCCUCUCCCUUUUGCUGCCCUGUUAUCAACACUCUCUUUACAAACCCAGAAAUGAAAGAGGAUAAAUCAGCCUAUGUGCAAAGAAGGAUUAUCUUUUGGUUAUUUCAUUAAUAUAAUCUGAGUCAGAAUGUUGAAGAUGUAAAUAAUUAAAUCAUUCCUCCUUUUUUCUUGAAUAUAUGAGGUGAUGCAGCAUUGUUGCAAUGAUUUCUAGUGCAAAAAUUAGCAGACGUCUUUGUUAUUUAAGAUCUUGCUCAUAGCCUGUAAUAUAGAAAUGACAAUAUUGUUGACCAAUACUGUUUGACUGAAGCAUUUUUGUGCGAAAACGUAAGAGCAAGUAACUGCAAGUAACAUACAUGCCAUUUCACAGCGUUGUUUAUUGACCAUUGACUUUUCAACUAGUGCUUUCUUUGUAAAACAUCACAUUUUAGGAUCUAUCUGAAGUCUAUGGAAGCAAAUUUUCUGCAGUUGUAAUUUUCAUCUAAAGUACCUUCAUUUUAGAAGGUACUGCUGCUAAUAGUCCGAUAAUUACUGGAGAAAAUGAAACUUGUAAAUAGGAACAAGUGAUAGAAAUCUUUGCCUUGAGGGCACGUUCACUGUCUGGACAGUUGAUGUAUGGAGAUGAAUUUGUUGAUCAUUCUUCAAAAGCACUUAAGAAAAUAAAAUA
Mobula hypostoma (lesser devil ray) is the source of this 1481-nucleotide messenger RNA. RefSeq names its product interleukin-8-like. The transcript is spliced from 4 exons. The record is from RefSeq and is a predicted model, not a curated record. Gene Ontology annotation, molecular function: chemokine activity. Bases 61 to 351 code for a protein of 96 amino acids. Gene Ontology annotation, biological process: chemotaxis; immune response; defense response. Lineage: Eukaryota; Metazoa; Chordata; Chondrichthyes; Myliobatiformes; Myliobatidae. Gene Ontology annotation, cellular component: extracellular region.